UUCAAACACAAAAACACACCUCCUCUAACCCUGGCUAAUUUCCCCCUAGCUUCCUUCAAUCAUCCUCAUCACUCAAAAUUCAAGAAAUGUUCCCAUGAAUCCAUGCUACAAAAGAAAUUCACAAGGCAAAUACGCGAUGAUGAUUGGCCAUAAUUUCUAUUUCUCCACGCGCUUUUGAUGCAUCAUCUGUCCUCCACGAUGAGCACGAAGGUCGCGAAAACGGAGAAAAAGGGUACAAUUUUGAUGCAUAAAUAUGAGAUUGGUAAAUUGUUAGGACAAGGUACAUUUGCCAAAGUCUAUCAUGCAAGGAACCUGAAAACAAGCCAAAAUGUAGCUGUGAAGGUAAUUGACAAAGAAAAAGUCAUGAAAGUUGGCCUAAUUGACCAAAUCAAACGUGAAAUUUCUGUCAUGAGGCUAAUUAGACAUCCAAAUGUUGUUGAACUUUAUGAAGUAAUGGCUAGCAAAACAAAAAUUUAUUUUGCAAUGGAAUAUGUUAAGGGUGGUGAAUUAUUCAAUAAGGUUGCUAAAGGGAGGCUUAGGGAAUCAGCUGCUAGUAAAUACUUUCAACAAUUAAUCGCGGCAGUUGAUUUCUGUCAUAGCCGCGGUGUCUAUCAUCGCGACCUGAAACCUGAAAAUAUACUCCUGGAUGAAACCGGAAACCUAAAGGUCUCCGAUUUUGGCCUGAGUGCUCUUUACGAGACCAAAAGACAAGACGGACUCCUCCACACGACAUGUGGAACUCCAGCAUACGUCGCGCCAGAGAUCAUAAAUAAGAGAGGGUACGAUGGAGAAAAGGCGGAUAUUUGGUCAUGUGGGGUCAUUUUGUUUGUCUUGUUAGCUGGUUACCUUCCAUUCCAUGAUGCAAAUUUGAUGGGAAUGUAUAAGAAAAUUAGUAAAGGGGAAUUCAAAUGUCCUGAACAUUUCCCUUCUGAAGUGAAAAAACUUCUUUCAAGAAUUCUUGAUCCAAAUCCAUUUUCAAGAAUCACAUUAGCUAAGCUAAUGAACAAUAAUUGGUUCAAGAAAGGAUUCAAACAAAUUGAUAAACCACCAAUUUUGGAUCAAAAAGAGGACAAAUCUCCUCGUAGUAUUUUCGAUAUUGUGGAUGAUUCAGAUGCAGAAAGUUCUUCAGGACACAAAGAGCAAAGUCCAUCAACAAUGAAGCCUACUUGUUUGAAUGCUUUUGAUAUCAUUUCUCUUUCUCCUGCUUUUGAUCUCUCUAACUUGUUCGAGAAAGAUAAGAGCUGUAGAUCGGAUGCUAGAUUCACGACACAAAAAUCCGCAUCCACUAUCGUCUCGAGGCUAGAGGAAGUAGCUUCGAUGGGGAGUUUUAAGGUGAAGAAGAAAGAUGGGACGGUGAAAAUGCAAGGAAGCAAGCAAGGGAGAAAAGGGCAACUAGAAAUUGAUGCAGAGAUAUUUGAGAUUACGCCAGCUUUCCAUGUUGUAGAAGUGAAAAAAAAAUCAGGAGACACUGUAGAAUACAUGAAGUUUUGUGAUCAAGGCUUAAAGCCUUCAUUAAAAGAUAUAGUUUGGACAUGGCAAGGCAAUGAGCAACAACAUGUAGUGGAAAAUCAAGAAAAUGAAACUCAGAGGUAAAAGUAUGAAAACAAAAAGUGUAGUGGGGAAGGAAUUAACAUUUUUUUUAUUCUUAAUUGGUUGAUUUGGAACACCUUGAAGAAAGGAGGUUGAUUUUGUACUGUAUUGAAAGAAGAGUAGGAACUUAAAUAUCUUUCCUCUUCAUUUAUCAUUGUGGGACCUAUAGGUCACAUAUUCAAGUUGUGAAAUCUGUCGCUGAUGUUUGUGUCAUGCAAGUUGCCUGCAUUACAAUCCUUGGGUGGAUGCAAGAUACUUUGUGCACCGAGCUACCCUUUUUUCUUAUCAUGUAAGCUUUAUGAAAACAUUUUUUGUCAUUGAUCUUUUUGUUUGUUUCUUGAUGUUAUAUGUCAUCAGUGCUUCCCAUGUAAAACAUUUACUGUAUUAAUUGCUAGUUGUAUUCAUGUUAAUUCCUCUAACAAUUUUAAAGAAAUUAUUCUGCUUGA
Capsicum annuum is the source of this 2036-nucleotide messenger RNA. RefSeq names its product CBL-interacting protein kinase 5-like. NCBI's taxonomy places the organism in Eukaryota, Viridiplantae, Streptophyta, Magnoliopsida, Solanales, Solanaceae. Gene Ontology annotation, molecular function: ATP binding; protein kinase activity. The record is from RefSeq and is a predicted model, not a curated record. Gene Ontology annotation, biological process: protein phosphorylation; signal transduction. The transcript has 2 exons. Bases 178 to 1593 code for a protein of 471 amino acids.